AUGAGCAAAAGUAAGGACGGUGAGAGUAUUAUUACGCAGUUAGAAUCCAUAACAAAUCAAGACCAAUCAUUGUGGAUGGCAGAGAAACAGCCUAGUACAGAUGUAAACAAAGGAGAUGAAACUAAUAUGUCAGUUAGAUCUAAGACUAAGUCAAAACAAUCGGGUGUAUCCAGUAUUUCAACUGCCCGAAAAGCGGCAAUAUUAUUAAAGAAAUUCGAAGCUGAAAAGGCAGCUCUUCGUUUAAAGUUGUUGGAAGAGGAGAGUGUACAGUGUCAGGAAGAGGAAAAUGAGCUACAAAUAUUGCAACAGAAACAGCAUCUGCAAGAAGAAGAACAAAAGCGUCUACAGGCGGACCUUGAGAAAGCAAAGGUCCAAGCAGAACGUCGCAAAAAAUGGCGAGAAUUACAACAGCAAGCUAGAGAGUCUCAACUUGAGUAUAAUCAUGCUGUGAACGAGGAAGAAUGUAUGCGGGAAGAAGAGAAUAGAUCAAUGAGACAAGGACUAGUCGACUUACUCGGCAGCGAAAUACUGGAAGAUCGUGUUAUGCGGCUAGGCCAAGAUGAAACAAGGAAUGACAAUCAGGAUAAUUUAUUGAGUGGGCCAGAGCAACCGUUAGAUAGGCAGAAUACCACACACAUUAUUCCAGGGACAAAUGGGGAUAAUCAGGUACAUAGUGUUAGUGCAAGGGACAUACAGGGAACUAUAAAUGAGACGGUGUAUAACCCUGAACAGGCUAAUAGAUUUAGAGCUGAGAAUACUAUCCCAAACCUUUCACAGCCUAAAUUCAAAAAGAGACAGCCCCAACUGAAAGCCUUUUAG
Molecule: messenger RNA, 819 nt
Organism: Paramuricea clavata
Lineage: Eukaryota; Metazoa; Cnidaria; Anthozoa; Malacalcyonacea; Plexauridae
Source: the annotation of a GenBank genome assembly